UGGACCUUUUCCGUAAAUUUAAUAAAGCCGCCAUCGCUUCAUGUAUUUCAUACCUAAUAACAAGUUUCCGCCAGCAUCCCUUCUCCUCCCAUUCUUUCUUCCCUCAUUCUCUUUUUAUUAAUCUCUCCUAAGUUUUGGACCCAAAGUUGCUAAGUAAGCUUGAGGAGAGAUGAAGUAUGUAUUGGUGACUGGUGGAGUGGUUAGUGGGCUUGGAAAAGGAGUAACUGCUAGCAGUAUUGGUUUUAUUCUUAAGUCAUGUGGUCUUCGUGUUACUUCCAUUAAGAUUGAUCCAUACUUAAACACCGAUGCUGGAACAAUGUCCCCAUUCGAACACGGAGAAGUAUUCGUCUUGGAUGAUGGUGGAGAGGUGGACCUAGACCUUGGUAACUAUGAGCGUUUUCUGGAUAUUAAGUUGACACGUGACAACAAUAUAACUACUGGAAAAAUAUACCAGUCUGUUCUUGAUAAGGAGAGAAAAGGAGAUUACUUGGGGAAGACUGUUCAGGUUGUCCCUCACAUUACAGAUGCCAUUCAAGAGUGGAUUGAACGUGUGGCUGUUAUACCAGUUGAUGGAGAGGAUAGUCCAGCUGAUGUUUGUGUCAUAGAACUGGGUGGAACUAUAGGAGAUAUUGAGUCUAUGCCAUUUAUUGAAGCUUUAGGACAAUUCUCAUAUCGUGUAGGUGAUGGAAAUUUUUGCUUGAUACAUGUCAGCCUUGUGCCCGUCUUGAAUGUAGUUGGUGAGCAGAAAACAAAGCCAACUCAACACAGCGUAAGGGGUUUGAGAAGCCUGGGACUGACUCCAAAUAUUUUAGCCUGCCGUAGCACAGUGGGACUUGAGGAUAGUGUGAAGGAGAAACUUUCCCGUUUCUGCCAUGUUCCGUUAGAUAGCAUCAUCAGUCUUUACGAUGCCUCGAACAUUUGGCGAGUUCCUUUGAUUUUAAGAGAUCAGAAGGCCCAUGAAGCAAUUCUGAAAGUCUUGAACCUUAAAGGAGUUGCUCGGGAGCCUGUCUUUGGAGAAUGGACAUCUCGGACUGAACUUUGUGACAGGCUACAUGAGCCAGUUAGAGUUGCCAUGGUGGGGAAGUACACAGGACUUUCAGAUUCGUAUCUAUCGGUAUUGAAGGCUCUUUUGCAUUCCUCUGUAGCUUGCCGCAGGAAACUCUUUGUAGAUUGGGUUCCAGCCAGUGACCUUGAAGAUGAAACUGCCAGAGAGAAUCCUGAAAAUUAUAGAAGUGCUUGGAAUUUGCUUAAGGGGGCGGAUGCUGUACUAGUUCCUGGAGGAUUUGGUGAUAGAGGUGUGGAGGGUAAAAUACUUGCUGCCAAAUAUGCCCGUGAAAACAGGAUUCCUUUCCUUGGCAUAUGUCUAGGCAUGCAAAUUGCUGUUAUCGAGUAUGCUAGAUCCAUUCUUGGGUUGCAAAAUGCGAACAGUACAGAGUUUGAUCCCAACACUCAGAAUCCUUGUGUAAUUUUUAUGCCGGAGGGCUCAAAAACACAUAUGGGUGGUACCAUGCGUCUUGGAUCAAGAAGAACGUACUUUCAAGUCAUAGAUUCUAAAUCUGCAAAACUAUAUGGCAACCGGAGCUUUGUAGAUGAGAGGCACCGUCAUAGAUAUGAGGUGAAUCCUGAUAUGGUGCAGCAAUUUGAAGAUGCUGGUCUUUCUUUCACUGGCAAAGAUGAAAGUGAUCGCCGCAUGGAGAUUGUUGAGUUGCCCAAUCACCCUUACUUUAUUGGCGUUCAAUUUCAUCCUGAAUUUAAAUCAAGGCCAGGAAAACCGUCUGCGGUGUUCUUAGGGCUUAUAGCAGCAGCGUGUGGGCAGCUUGAAUCUCUUUUGAAGAAGGGUGGAGCACAGACUCAUGGAUUUAGCAAUGGUACAUCAGGUGAAAAAUUGCAUCGAAAUGGAAAUGCAGCACAUCUUGCCAAUGGAUCUUUAGAUGGGGUUUAUUGCAACGGGAAUGGUGUACAUGUCUAAGGAAACAGUAAAAAACUAUUCGGGUUGAUGGCCUUGUGAUCUUUUAUGAUCAAAUUUUGCUAGUGCCUUUCUUCCAGGCGAUAUGUAUAGGUUUUACAGCUUCUCUCGUUAAACGUUAUCUAGGUAUAGAGCUGGAGUCCGGUCUUUCCAACAGAGUUGUAGCGGCAGCAAGUUAAUUUAGGCAUUUCUUUUGAAAGAUAAAAAAGCUCUUUGAUCAUAGCUUUCAUAUGAUUACUACGUCCAACAUGAAACUUGUGGUUGCUAGUAAAACUCGAAUUUGCUUGACCUAAAUCGAUCUCUAUAGAGUUUGCAAGAGAGUUUCUUAUGAAGUUUUGUUAUGACA
This is a messenger RNA of Lycium barbarum (goji berry), 2312 nucleotides long. RefSeq lists its product as uncharacterized. The record is from RefSeq and is a predicted model, not a curated record. Gene Ontology annotation, molecular function: identical protein binding; CTP synthase activity. NCBI's taxonomy places the organism in Eukaryota, Viridiplantae, Streptophyta, Magnoliopsida, Solanales, Solanaceae. The transcript has 22 exons. The coding region runs from base 170 to 1969 and encodes 599 amino acids. Gene Ontology annotation, biological process: CTP biosynthetic process; pyrimidine nucleobase biosynthetic process.